AUGAGCUCUCCAGCCGAGGAAAACCACAACAGCUGUACCAGAAUUACGAUAAAUUCCGAUGAAAAAACAGAAGAACGAAAGGAGAGAAGUACAAUCACAUCCUCUGCAGACAUCCAUGUUGUGCCUGGCACCAGCUCAAGGACUGACUUACGUGACCAAGCCCAAAGCUCUCUAACAGCACCUGCUGACCAGUUUCCCCUCCCUCUUGGAAAGCCGCAGCUCUCUAGCCGGGCGGGCGUUCGGAAAGGGUUCAACAACGGGCACGUGAUGAGCGCGGCCCCACAGAGCGUGCCAGGCUGUGGGGCAGGGCUAGUGCUCGUCUCUACCACCAUCUCCUCGGUUAAUGUCUCUGAUGAGGAUAUUAGUACCAGUUCUGAUUGUUUAGCUCUGCUGACUGACUGGGAAGAUGUAGCUCUAAUACCAGAAUCACAGUGUCAGCAAAGUGCAGAUUGUCUUCAAUUUGAAGAUGACUUAAGGACAGAUCAUUUAACAGCAUCUGAAGAAACAACAAUUUCUAAAGUGUCAGCUGUGAUCAGCUCGGAUCUUCAAAGUUUGGAGAAAACAGUGGUGCCUGUGGAACCUCAGAAGUCUAUCAUUUACAAAAGCCCUGAUACUACUAUUUAUAAUGUAGGAAGGGCCCAAAGGCAGCCUUCAAGUUUUUCUGCUUUUAAGUUACCCUCUGCAAAAGUAAAUGCUACUUCAUUGCAGUCGGCAGUAACUGGAAAUGACUCCACUUCUUCAGAGGCUCCUAAAAGAAGGCCAAUGAGUCCAAAGAUGUUCCCACCAGCAAAAAAGCAGUCCUUUGCUAUAUAUGAAGAGAAAAAUGCAUGUUUUAAUCAUUCCUUACCUUUAAGAAGUUCAAACUUGUCCAGAGUGUCUCCUGCCAUUCUGAAUUCCACAGUCAAUUUGAAUCAGUCUGUAAGAGCUGCAAAAAAUAAAAAACCAACCCCUCCUCUUUGUAAUUGUGGUCGAAGAGCUAAAAGACUAUAUGUGUCAAACAGUGGUCCAAAUCAUGGCAAAGCAUUUUUCUGUUGUCCUGUUGGUAAGCACGAAGGCAAAAAGAAAGGCUGUGGAUACUUCAAGUGGGAAUAUACAUUUCUAAAAGAGAAGUCUUCUAAUGUGCCUCCUGUGAACACAAAUACUUUGACCUCUCUUGGGCUUUCUUCCAGUACUUCAGGAAAUUCUUCCAACAAGAAAUAUUUGCAUCUUAGACCCUCUAUGAGAACUUAA
Molecule: messenger RNA, 1230 nt
Organism: Tinamus guttatus (white-throated tinamou)
Lineage: Eukaryota; Metazoa; Chordata; Aves; Tinamiformes; Tinamidae
Source: RefSeq, a predicted model, not a curated record